GGGCAACAAAAAGAAGGAUAAUAACUACUCAUUAAAUAAAAAUGUGGGUACUAAAGUUUGGGGAGAAACUGAGGAUUACGUAUAUAAAAGUGUGGGGAGCUACCAAAAGCGAGAUCAUAAUUACUCAUUAUUCUAUAGCUCUUAAUCUCAUUUACUUUCUCCACCAUCUUAUAUCAUCUUCUUGUCCUUCCAUUGGCAAAGAGUCAAAGAGAGAAAGAGAGAUAGAGAGAAAGAAUGGGAAAGAAAGGAGAAGGGUUCUUUCUGAGCAGAAUAAGGGCUAAUGUAAGAGUCCAACCACCGACAACUACGAGCCAGCAUGGCUGCAGCCACGAGCCACCAACCACCUCCAUAGGGAUAAAAGGAAGAAGAAUAAUGGUUGUGGUUGAUUCUUGCUCGGAGGCUAAGAACGCUUUGCUUUGGACUCUCUCGCAUUGUGCUCAGCCUCAAGAUUCCAUUCUUCUUCUCCAUUUUAUUAAAGCUAAAACCUCUCAAUCAGGUGAUCUAGCUAACAAAAAAGAAGGAGAAGACGAAUCUUGUGACAAACCAACAACGUCAAGAGCUGAUAAAAAGGUUUCAGCCUUGAAAACCAUGUGUGAACUUAAAAGACCCGAGGUAAAGACAGAAGUGGUGGUUGUAAAAGGUGACGAGAAGGGUCCGACCAUAGUGAAAGAGGCAAGAGAACGAGAAGCGUCCUUAUUGGUUCUAGGCCAGAAGAAACAACAUGCUACAUGGCGGCUACUAAUGGUAUGGGCGUCGCAGUCCCGACCCGCGCCCAAACACGACUUCGUCGAGUAUUGCAUCAACAACUCUCCUUGCAUGGCUAUUGCGGUUCGUAAGAGAGGCAAGAAACUUGGUGGAUACACUCUUACAACUAAACGUCACAAAGAUUUCUGGCUUCUUGCCUGAAAUAGUUAUCUAUUCACAUCUAAAUUAAUAUAACCUUUCUAAAAAAAUUACUUUAUUUCAUGGUUGUGGAUUUUGUGGGUGCGAGUAUUUUACGACUUUUACUUCUUUCAACUUAUUUGUUUAUGUUUGUAUGUAAAAAACUUUAGUUUUAAGUAUGGAUUUCUUACGGCUA
Molecule: messenger RNA, 1078 nt
Organism: Arabidopsis lyrata subsp. lyrata
Lineage: Eukaryota; Viridiplantae; Streptophyta; Magnoliopsida; Brassicales; Brassicaceae
Exons: 3
Coding region: 235-906 (223 amino acids)
Source: RefSeq, a predicted model, not a curated record